Molecule: messenger RNA, 3188 nt
Organism: Drosophila novamexicana
Lineage: Eukaryota; Metazoa; Arthropoda; Insecta; Diptera; Drosophilidae
Gene: Rrp6
Product: exosome component 10
Exons: 5
Coding region: 323-3037 (904 amino acids)
Biological process (GO): histone mRNA catabolic process; nuclear polyadenylation-dependent snRNA catabolic process; TRAMP-dependent tRNA surveillance pathway
Cellular component (GO): nuclear exosome (RNase complex); nucleolus
Molecular function (GO): nucleotide binding; 3'-5'-RNA exonuclease activity; nucleic acid binding
Source: RefSeq, a predicted model, not a curated record
UCGAAUAUGUUGUCGAAAUCAUUCCAAUCUCUCAUUCAAUUUUUUAUAAUAUUUUUCGCUGUAAAAUUGAAUGGCCAGCUCGAAUUGGAGCGUUUUUAAUAGUCUUUGAUUUCAAUGAGUUGCUAAAAUUUUGCCGCUGGUAGUAGUAUUGACAACCCUAAAUUAUCGGUGUUUUCAAUUCUUUCGGAAGAAGAAGAAACGCACAUUUUUGUACCCAACCAAUCACUGGACCAACAAGAGAACAACAUCAAAGAAGUCCGCAAUUCCAAGACCAUUCAGAACAAAAAUAUAGAAUAACUGUAAAUAAUUACACACAAACACAAUGCCGCAGCCGCCAAAGCAAAACAAUCCGACUCAACCAGAGGAGUCGACAGGACCCGAAAUGGAUGUCAAUGCCCAAACCAGCUCAGAGCCCAUAGACUUGAUCAGCUUUACCACGGAGGCCUAUCGCAAUGUUGUAGCUGCCACACGCAACUGUAAUGCGUUUCCCCAGGGUGCAGCGCGUUCGCUUUAUCUGAGUUACCCGGGCUAUGCACGCAUGUUGGAGGAGCAGUCACAGCGAGUGCUGGGCCUGAUUAACAAGGUUUUAAAGACGGAGAAUAUUUCAGGGGAUAUUAAACGGCGUCAGGGCGACGAGCAGCUGGAAAUGGUGCAGGAAUGUAAUGAUAUUCUAUUCGAGCGUAUCACCACAAAUCUAGACAUUAUAAGCGGUCUACGACGCGGCAAUCCACACAUGGUAGUCGAAACCCAAGUCGAUGUUCAAUCCACAUCAAGGCCCGCAACAUCAACAAUAACAAAAGAAACACCUCGUGCUGGUAGCUGGAAUCGCUACAGCACAGCUCCGGGCACACCCUCUCGCAGCAUGGUCUCGGCACGUCUGUUUACAGCGCAGAAUAUUAUGCGGCCGCAGAUGCAGUUUAAGGUGCCUGUAGACAAUAGCGCACAAAACCCUUUUAAGCCUCGUCUUAAGGAGAAACCCAAUUCGUUGAAGCCUUUGGCACUACUGCCAGAAUAUGAUGAUGCAGGGAACGUAGUGUCUUUUCUCCAUCCGUAUGAGUUUGAGCUGCUGAAGUUCGAGCCGCCCAAGGAGCAGCUGCAGAAGCAAAAGCCGCUGUUGCCGGCGCCACCAGCCCAAACCGAACUGAUGCUAGUGGACAAUGUGGAAACACUGAAGCAGGCUCUAGAAGAAUUGCGUCAGGCGCCGCAAAUAGCUAUCGAUGUGGAGCAUCACUCGUAUCGUACAUUUAUGGGCAUCACUUGUCUGGUGCAAAUGUCGACGCGCACAAAAGACUAUAUAUUCGAUACAUUGACGUUGCGCGAGGACAUGCACAUCCUGAAUCUUGUGCUUACCGAUCCCAAGGUACUAAAGAUAUUGCACGGUGGUGAUUUAGAUAUCGAGUGGCUGCAACGCGAUCUCUCCCUGUAUAUUGUUAACAUGUUUGAUACGCAUCGAGCUGCAAAAGCUUUAAAUAUGGCGCGUCUAUCGCUGGCAUUUUUACUGAAACAUUACCUUGAUCUCGAUGUGGAUAAAAGCCUGCAACUGGCAGACUGGCGUAUGCGCCCACUGCCUCAGAAACUGAUUGAUUAUGCGCGCCAGGACACACACUACCUCAUCUAUGUGUACGAGCGUCUCACAAACGAUUUGCUCCAAGCAGAGCAAGGACAACCGCAGGCUUUGCGCAUGGUUUAUCAGAUGAGCACGGAAGUUUGUAAGAAGCGCUACACCAAGCCGCACAUUGGUCCAGAUUCACAUCUGGAUUUGGUGCGUAAGACGAAGCGCUCCUUUGACAAUCGCCAAUUAUGUGCACUCCGCGGCAUCUUUCUGUGGCGCGAUGCGACCGCACGCCAGGAGGAUGAGAGCUAUGGCUAUGUGUUGCCUAAUCACAUGAUGCUUCAGAUUGCCGAGAGUUUGCCCCGUGAAAUGCAAGGCAUAUUGGCCUGUUGCAAUCCUAUUCCGCCACUGGUGCGCCAGCAACUCCACACACUGCAUCAGAUCGUGCUACGUGCGCGCGAACAACCACUUGUUAAACCCCUAUUAGAGGCCUCCAACAUCACUGGAUCCGUUCUUUUACAAACAACGAACAAGGAUUAUAACAGCAAACUGAACUGUCCGCAUGACUUUUCGCACCAGGAGGAGACACGCGAUGAUUUGCCCACACUUCUUGGGCGAAACGGGUCGGGCAAAUUACAGCGUCCUAGCAAACCGAAACUUGAAGCACCUUCGGUGCCCUUGGUUGCGCCGACUCUCUCCUUGUUCAAAAGACAAACGGCAUCAACACAAGAGGAGCAGUUGCGUUGGUUGUGCGCUCGCAAGGAGAGUCAGACAUUGCGUAUGCCUUACAAGCGCUACAUGGCUAUUUUGCCGCUUAUGCAACAGCAGAAAAUAGAGCAGACCGCUAAGGAGAACAAUGAGCUGCUGAAGCGACGCCUGUGCCCCGCAGAGCCUGCGCCAGUAAACAUCAAGUUGGAAAGCACUACAAAAGUAGAUGAGGAUCCCAUAUAUAAAUUACCACUGAAAGAACAGCUGAAACGUAAACAUCAGCCUACAGCGGAACAACCCAGCUUGGCUAAACGCAAUAAAAAUGAAGAGAAGCCCAGUGCGUCCGUGUCAGGCCCAAAACCAAAAAUUAAGAGUGAGCCAAUGCCUGCCAUUGACCAAACCCCAAACGGAGAGGAUAGUGACGAUGAUGCAGUGAUCGAAGUGCCCAUCGAGAAGAGUGCUACGGAAAAUCCCACUCCUGCUCUAAGUAGGCGCCAGCAGAAACGCCAAGAGAAAAAUAAGCGUUUUAAGGCCAAAGCACGCAUGCAGGCACAGAGCUCCAAUAAACCCGUGCAGCUGCCUACCAAUACCGCAACGGCACAAAACUUUGACUAUAAAAAUGUGGACUUUCGACAAUUUCAAGGCGGCGCUAAACGUGCACAGAGCACAGAGAUCAAAUCUCAAAUGCGCGGCAAGAGUCGACACAACAAUCGCAACAAUAAACAGUUUAAUAAACUGUUUACUUUCAGCAAAAUUAAUAAAGAGCGAAAAAAGUAAAUGAGAGAAAUGUUAACAUUUCGACCCGAUCAUCAGACCGACAUAUGUAGUAAAGGAAACUACACUCAGAGAAUAUUUAGUUUUGUUUUUCUUUCAAUUUGUAUUCUGUUUAUACUAGGCAACAAUCUUAACUAUAAAUAAAACUAAUAGU